Ectocarpus sp. CCAP 1310/34 is the source of this 813-nucleotide messenger RNA. The record is from the annotation of a GenBank genome assembly. NCBI's taxonomy places the organism in Eukaryota, Phaeophyceae, Ectocarpales, Ectocarpaceae.
GAGGAGACACCCCUUGACCGAGUACGGAGGGCAGUAUGGGGGAUGCUGUAUGCCGAUGAUGCCGGCGUCGUAUCGAGGUCUGCAGAAGGACUGGCGAGAAUGAUGACCCUCAUCGUUGAGGUGUUCGGGGAGUUCGGUCUAACGGUGUCGGAGAAGAAGACGGAGACGCUCCUGAUGCGCGCAAAGGACAAGCCGACUACAACAUCACAGCCCGCCCCGCCUCCACCACUGACCAUCGAAGCCGCGGGACAGAAAUACGCCCAGACGACCGAGUUCCGGUACCUCGGUGGCCUCGUCAACGAACAUGGCGACCUCACCCGGGAGAUCAACUACAGGAGCAGAGGAGCGUGGGCGUGCCUCAGGCGAUAUGGCCGGGAGCUCUUCGACAGACCGCAAGCGCCAUUCCGACUCAAGAUCCGCCUGCUCCAGGCGGAGGCGAUGGAGGCACUGCUGUACGGCUGCAUGACAUGGUCACCACUCAGCGGCCACUAUCAGACGCUGCGGUCGAUACACCACCGACUGCUCCUUCGAGUUAUCGGGUACAAGCGCAAGAAGGACACCUACCGGCAGCUCUCUUACGCCCAGACGCUGAGGAGGGUCGAAUGCGAGAGCGUUGAACCCACGAUCCGACAACGACGCCUACUGUUCGCGGGAGCAUUGGCAAGGCAGCCGGACGGGCGACUCCCGAAACGACUGAUGUUCGGCGAACUGGCAGGGGGGGAGAAGCGACGUAGGGGGGGACAGGAACAGAACUGGCCGAAGUGUGUGCUCGACGACCUGAAGGCAUUCGGGGCCGACCACGGAUCUACGUAA